AUGUUCUUGCAUCCUUCCCAUUUACAAAGGGUACCUAAGCCUAGUGCCAUUACCAAUAUUGAUCCAUCCUUAAUCAAGAAGCUGAAUCAUAAUGCCAGCGAACGUGAUCGCCGCAAGAAAUUAAUCACUCUCUAUGCUUCUCUUAGAUCAAUACUUCCAGGGGCUGAUCAAACGAGGAAACUAAGCAUUCCGGCGACGAUUUCUCGGGUUUUAAAAUACAUACCUGAGCUGCAAAAACAAGUUGAGAAGCUGAAACAGAGAAAACAGGACAUCCUAUCAAGUAUUCACAAGAAAGGAGAUCAAAUCCACAUCGAUACUAAUCAAAGUAAUGGGAUUGUUCGAAGAUCAUUACCAAGUGUUUCGGUGAGUCAAAUUGAAGAAAGAGAAGUAAUGAUUCAGAUAUGUGGGAGUCAGAACAUGAGAAGUUCACUGUCAGAGGUUUUGCUUAAUUUGGAAGAAGAGGGCCUUGAAGUGUCUAAUGUUUCAGCCUCUGCUUCAUCAGGGGCAGUAGUGUUUUACAAUCUACAUCUUCAGGUCUACUUUCUUUCUCAAUCAUGA
Telopea speciosissima is the source of this 558-nucleotide messenger RNA. Its product is annotated as transcription factor ORG2-like. The transcript is spliced from 2 exons. Gene Ontology annotation, molecular function: DNA-binding transcription factor activity, RNA polymerase II-specific; protein dimerization activity; RNA polymerase II transcription regulatory region sequence-specific DNA binding. Gene Ontology annotation, cellular component: RNA polymerase II transcription regulator complex. NCBI's taxonomy places the organism in Eukaryota, Viridiplantae, Streptophyta, Magnoliopsida, Proteales, Proteaceae. Gene Ontology annotation, biological process: regulation of transcription by RNA polymerase II. The record is from RefSeq and is a predicted model, not a curated record. Bases 1 to 558 code for a protein of 185 amino acids.